AUGGAUCAGCUCGCCGUCUCUGUUAGCUCCUUCGUCCACUGCAUCGAGGAGCUGCGCCUCCCAGUGGUGCCGUACGGCACGUACAUCAAGGCUGUCUGUAUUGGCAUCCCCCUUGCUGUGCUGGCGCACGACACGGCCGAGUACUGGCUGCCUACCAAGACCCGUAUUCCGGUACUCUCGUGGUUCGUGCGCAAGUGGCGCCAGAACCCCGAGACGAAGCACGUACAUCUCCGGGCGAUUCGCAAUUUGGUUCUCUUUGCGUUCUUUGUCGUGCUCCGCAUGGACGGCGCGGCGAACGAGGAGGCGGAGCCAUCUGACUACGUCUCCCAGCGACUGACGAGUGCGUCGGGACAACGCGCGGUGAACCAGGAGAUCUACAAGUCACGCCGAGUCGCCUUCAACGCUGCUACAGCCGUGCUCGGAGAGGAAGAGAUGAACAUAGAAGGUGUACAGCAGCAGCGUGACGCUGUGCUGCGCCGCCGCCGUCUCCACGACCCCAACGUGGCGUAA
This is a messenger RNA of Leishmania braziliensis MHOM/BR/75/M2904, 510 nucleotides long. RefSeq lists its product as hypothetical. Bases 1 to 510 code for a protein of 169 amino acids. NCBI's taxonomy places the organism in Eukaryota, Euglenozoa, Kinetoplastea, Trypanosomatida, Trypanosomatidae. The transcript has a single exon. The record is from RefSeq and is a predicted model, not a curated record.